CUGUGCUCCACAGCAAAACACAAACCAUUAGGAUUUCCCUGUAACAAGCAAACACUAAAUAGUCUGCAGAAUGGAAGGCUAAUAAAUGCACCGACUAAGACUUGAGACGGAAUCGAAAUAUGCACUGAUGAAAUGUGGAUUAACAGGUGGAAAUCGAUGCAUGGGACAAUGGAAUCUCACCCCGUGGAAUGCAGCAGCAGCAGUAUGAGGAUCAAAUGAAGCGAACUAUUUUGGAGGAAUCUCCCUGGAAAGCGGACUCGUGUCUAACAGCCUGCAGCCAUGAGUGUCCGACCCCCGACCUCAACUCUAGACAGGGCAGCCGUCAAGAAACAGACGCACCUGCCCAGUCCUUUCGCUGCGUGGCUGAGCAGCUUAACCAUCGGGGACUCGGAGCGCAAGGCCUCCUCGGCUGGCCAACAGAAGGACCCCCUGCCGGACAUCACCAUAGAGGGAACAGGUGCUGGACUGGUGCAGAGAUGUGUGGUGGUCCAGAAGGAUCAGUUGGGUUUUGGCUUCACUGUAUGUGGAGAGAGGAUCAAACUGGUCCAAAAUGUCAGGCCAGGUGGUGCAGCGGUGAAGGCCGGCGUGCAUGAAGGGGACCGGAUCAUCAAGGUCAAUGGCUCACUCGUCUCGUCCAUGUCCCACCAAGAGGUGGUGAAGCUCAUCAAAUCUGGGACGUAUGUGGCUCUGACCCUGCAGGGUCCGGCUCCCUCGACAGCAGCUGUUCCCCUCCAGCCCCUCUGCACCGACCUCCUGCCCAAUCACAGGACAGCGUCGCCCCCUCCAGCACCGCCCCUUCCCCCCUCCACACCAGGCAGCUUCUCGCACAGAAUCACCGGACCCAAACCACUUCAGGACCCAGAGGUGCAGAAGCACGCCUCGGAGAUCCUCAGGAAGAUGCUGGAACAGGAAGAGGCAGAGCUUCAGGAGCUGCUGGAGGAGUGUUUGCGAAAUCCCACCCCCAUUUUGGAGGAACGAAUAGAGAGUGCAAAGAGGCGGUCCCAUCAACUCCGAGUCAAACUUCAGCAAGAUCUGGAUGGGAAGCGAUCAGAAUCAGUGACAAGCUAUUUAACCGCAGGAGAAGGGCGACUGUCUGUGGAGUCCAGUGAAGGAGACUUUGAGGUGUGUGAGAGCCCCCACUCCUCCCCCUCCUCCUCCUCCCUCCGGAUCCCCCUGCACCGCAGACAAGGCUCCGACACACACAGCACCCCUGAGCCGGGUGGGAAGGCCCAGAUCAUUGGCCCAGAGGAGGAAGAGGAGGAUGAGGAUGGGUACACUUUCAACGAGGUGGAUGGUCCUUUCCAGGAUCUGGAGCUGUUGAAAUCUCGUCCAGCUCACAUGACUGUCUUCAUGCGAUACGUCUUCAGCCAGCUACUUGAUCCCAACCCACUACUGUUUUACCUGUCUGUGGAGGCGUACCUGGGUUCCAGCACUAAGGACGCUCGCAAUCUGGCCCCUCAGAUCUGCACCCACUUCCUGGAUCAUGAUGCCCCGCUCAGAAUAAAAGUGAGAGAGGAGUUCCUGACAGAUAUUGAGAGCCGGCUGCAGGCUCAGGAGGACAUCAGAGGGCCACUCUCUGAACUCCAGCAGCAAGUCCUGCCCGACAUCCAGGACCAGAUCCAGGACUACAGGAGUAAGCAGAUGAUGGGACUGGGCUCUCUGUUUGGAGAGAGUGACCUGCAGCAGCUGGACGGUGACCCGGCUAAGGAGAGGCAGGUGGUGGACCGGCAGGUGACUGCCCUCUGGGAGAUCCUCUCGAAGCACGAGGAGGACAGAAGUUCUCCUCUGGCAUCUGCGGUGCUGCUCUACCUGAGACAUUCGGGCAUUAAGCUGCGGGACUCGCGUGUGUUUCCAGGCCUCAUCUCUGAGAAAGAGAAGUGGCUCCCAUUCUUCCCCAAGGCUAAGAGGUUAAGUAGUGGCAAGAAGGAUGGUGAGGACAAGAAGAGAAACCCCAUCCUGAAGUACAUUGGCAAACCCAGGAGCACGUCUCAGUCCACGUUCCAUGUCCCAUUGUCCCCCACAGAAGUCCGUCCAGGUAACGUGCGGAACAUCAUCCAGCAGUUUGAGAACCACUCGGAGAGUGUUGGGGAGGAGGGGGAAGACGCUGAGGGCCAGCGCCUCUCGACCAGCAGCCUUGGAGAGGAGAGCAUGGACAGCCCGACGGUCUCUGUGCGUUUGGCUCGCAGUGAGUCUCUGAAGGCCCAAGGGGAGGGGCGUCGCCGGGGCAUCACCACGGGGGCAGAGUCAGUACCUCGUUCCCGUAGCGAUGUGGACAUGGAGGACUGCGGGGAGGAGAGGGAGGGGCCGGGCCUGCGGCCGUUACAUCACAGCGCCUCGUCCUCAGCCUCCAGUAGUUCAGCCAGGUCUCUGGAGAACCCCACUCCUCCAUACACUCCUCGCACUAGACGCAGGAGUGUGGAGCUACCUGCGCUGCUGCUCCCAGAAGCCCCUGCUCUGGAGGAGGACGUGCCCGAUGGGCAGAACUGGCAGGAAACGGUGGACGCGCCCAUCCUUGCCUCGCUCAGCCCGCGGGAGGUCGAUUGCCAGGCUGUCAUCUAUGAGCUCUUCAUCACGGAGGUGUCUCACCUGCGGACACUACGGGUGCUGGACCAGGUGUUCUUCCAGCGCAUGCGCUCGGUUCUCAACUUCGACGAGCUGACCUGCAUCUUUCCCAACCUGGCACAGGUCUACGAGCUGCACGCGAGUUUAUGUGACUCCAUGAAGAAGCUGAGGGAGUCCCCCAUUGUGCAGGGCAUCGGUGAUGUCAUGCUGGCCAGGUUUGAGGGCACGGCAGGAGAGGAGUUUCAGGAGCAGGUGUCUCAGCUGUGCAGUCAGCAGUCUCAGGCCCUGGAGCUCAUCAAGAACAAGCAGCGCAAAGACCCACGCUUUGCUCACAUCAUACAGGAAUGCGAGGCCAGUCCUCACUGUAGGCGGCUACAGCUGAAGGAUAUGCUGGUGUCUGAGAUGCAGAGGCUCACCAAAUACCCACUACUGCUAGACAACAUCAUCAAGCACACAGAGGCUGGUUCCUCAGACCUGCAGCCUCUCCUCCGAGCGCAGGCCUGUUGCCGCGGGAUACUGCAGACGGUCAACGAGUUUGUCAGGGAGACGGAACACAGGCAACGGCUCAGCCAAUACCAGCGCAGGCUGGACAUCUCGCAGCUGGAGAGGCAGAGCAAUCCGGUCGCAGCGCAGUUUAAGAAUCUGGACCUGACCACCAGGAGGAUGAUCCACGAGGGUCCACUCACCUGGAAAGUCAGCAAAGAUAAAGCACUAGAGGUGCACGCGUUGCUGCUGUGCGACCUGCUGGUGCUGCUGCAGAAGGGAGCGGACGACCGGCUGGUGCUGCGCUGCCCGUCACGCUGGGGCGGUGGCGUAGGGAGCGGCAGCGGCGACUCCAAGACCUCCUUCUGCCCCAUCGCCCGCCUCGACUCGCUGCUCGUCAGACCGGUGGCCACAGACAACAAGGCCUUGUACGUCAUCAGCACGUCGGAGCGACAGAUCUACGAGUUGGUAGCCGGGACUCUCUCUGAAAAGAACACGUGGAAAGAUCUGUUGGAAAAGACAAUCUCAUUGGCCACGGAGAAUGCAGGCUCGACCAAACGGGGAUCGCAACAAACGACCUCCAACCUGGACUCCCCUGGUGGCCCUGUCUACCAGCCAGAAGUGUCGCUGACGGAGAGCCCCUGCUCCAGGGAGAGGGACUCGCCCAGUGACGAGGACAGCGUGCUCACGCCCACCACGCCAGCCGACACGUCAGCCUCCUUCCUCGGCAGUGACCAGCAGGGAGGGAUAGCAGAGGCAGCUCUUAACGAUGUGGAGACCCUGAGGCAGUUAAUAUUCCGCGACCUGGACGACUGCUGGAGCCAGGACACAGACAACACGCCCACCAACGAGACGGCCAAUGAGAGAAGCCCGCUCACCGAGGGACAGCAGCCUGAGCCCGUCGAGCCUACCGAGCCUGAGAACUCUGACGGCCCCAGCCAAUGGGAGACUGAGGUAGCGGACGGCCCACCGCCACAGGUGGAGUCGCCCACGGUGAAAGUUAUGCGGAAAGCUGUGGGUGCGGGUUCUCCUUCUCUUCCUGACGACAUCACUGAUGAUGUCAACAUCCACUCCAGCCAAUCGGCAGAGUCGAGAGGCAACAUGUUCUACCUGGUAAUGCCCCAAGACUCGCCGGCUGGCUUUUCAGAGGAAAGCAGCACGGAUGACGUCACUCGCCCCCCGUUACUGGAGGUGACGUCGUCACCGCAGCUGAACUCCGAAGAAAGUUCCAGCGAUAUCGCCUGUGUCCCACUGACCAAUGACCAACCUGAGAGCCAAGACCCGCCGCCCAGCAAAGACGAAGUGACGAGCGGCGGCCAGUCGCCUGUGAGCACCCGGCGGCACGUGGUGAAAAACGUGGAUGAGAUCUUCCACACCAUCGGAGAGCUGAUGAGCAAACUGCACAAACUAAGGGAAAUAGAGGCGGCUCACUCUCAACUUUUGACAACACUAAACAAGCCCUCCCCAGCCAAUCAGGCGUUAGCUGACGUCAGGCCGAACACGCCUACCGUCGCCAGGACACCCUCUCUGGACCGAGGGACUUCAGGAGACGGAAAAGAAGGAGGCCCCGUUGAACCCAAACAGCCUGAGAUCCAGUCCACGGGCUUCUGACACUACACUGGACACACACACACACACACACACACACACACACACACACACACACAGAGAGAGAGAGAGAGACUGUUGGACUGGAACUCCAGCUACCACUUGUAAUCCCAGCCCAGACCCAUUUUCUACCCAGCAUGCCUUGCACCAGGAAGCAGUAUCCUGACCGUAAACUUGUGUGUUGUUCCCUUGUCACUCACGCUGGCUCGUUAGAAGGAGAAUAAUGAAAGACAAACUCUUGACUUCACAGAAUCAUGGUAAAUGGGGAGAGAGGGGGGGGGGGGGGGGGGGGUAAAUGCUUUAAAAUGACUGACAGGGUUAAGUAUGAUAAGAGAGAAACUGAAACUAAAGAGAUGAUUUGAAGACUGAACAUUGGAGAAGAGAAGAAAUGUGAAAGAGAAAAAAAAACCAAGUAGGACUUGCGAGGAAGUACUGUGGUAUCUUAAAUGUGUUGAAGAUGUUCCGAAGUUGGCAAAGGUAAGAAGGAAGGAAGGAAUGGAGCAUAAGGAAGAAAUGGCAGAGAGCAACUGCUGAAAAGAGAGAAAAUGAAGGUUGAUCUGAAAUAGUGAAGAGAACAGAGGAUAAACAGUGGAUCUCAAAAAAGGCUGACAGAGGAACGAUUCUGUCUUUCAAAGGAACCUCGCCUCGCCCUACCACCACACCCCCCAACACACAGACACACACACACACACACACACACACACACACACACACACACACACACACACACACACACUCGAGCAGUCACACCCACCCACCUCCCAGCACUUUACCCAUAAUGCUUCUGUACACCAUGCAAAGCCUCCGCCAUGUAGCAGAGACAAUUGGACAGGGAAAGCGCCACAUCCGACUCCCAUGUUGGCUCGCCUCCCCCCACUGUGAUGCACCCACUUGCGCGUACCUAAGACUUGAAAAGACUUGAAGACUUGAAAAUGGCGGACAGAGCCAAAAUGGCGGUGGCCUCCAUCACUGGUUGCCUUAGUGUACGUGCCCUGCUACUGAGGCAUGAAGGAACAGUCUGAAGAAGGAAUGAAACAAAAAAAUGAUCAGGUUCUUUUUCUUUGUACGGUGACUCCCCUACCUUUGGGGUAGGGCCUGAUGAGGACUAGGACAUUGCAUUAACCACAUUCAUCACAUCACGGUAUAUGUAUAUACACGCUUUUUUUGGUGUGUCAACAUUGGAGGAAGGAGAGAAAACAAUACACAAUGAAGGAAAAGAGAUUCUGUCUGUUCAUAUUUCUUUUGUUUUGGUUUGGUUUUGUUUUUUGUUUUUUCAACUGAAGGAAUGCCGAAGCAGACCCCUGUCUUGUCGCUAGCACAAGGCUGCUAAAGGACAGAGUCUGGUUUGGUGUCCAUGGCGACAACCCCCCACCCCUGGCACCAUACCACUGCAACACUACUGCACUGCUCUCUACUGUACUGUUGUGCCGACAACAGCAUCAUUCCACACUGAUGUAUAGAAGGACCUUGUAACGCUAUUGUAUUAAGAACCUACACUAUUUAUGAACUCUGUCUGACAUGGACAACAAAGACGCAAAAACGAGACCCGAAGAACGUUGGAAAAAAAACAUCUCAUCGCUGCACCCCCAACUUCAUAGCAGACGAUUCAACUGUAUGUGUAAAUACUGUGAACAUUGAUCCCAGGCCAAGACCCCGACCCCCAGCCCACCCCACCCACUUCAACCUUCUGCAGGCCUUUUCACUACUGCCCUCGAUCCCAGGCACCAGUCUGGGGGCUCACGGGUACACAAAGGGAUAAGGACUCCUAAGACUGGGUCGCGUAACUGUAGAUUUCCACGGAGACGAGAAAUCUCUCUAGUUCUCGGGUCUCCCACACAUAUUUAACCUUAUUAAACAACAAUG
This is a messenger RNA of Alosa sapidissima (American shad), 6516 nucleotides long. RefSeq names its product Rho guanine nucleotide exchange factor (GEF) 11 (gene arhgef11). Gene Ontology annotation, molecular function: G protein-coupled receptor binding; guanyl-nucleotide exchange factor activity. Gene Ontology annotation, biological process: G protein-coupled receptor signaling pathway; intracellular signal transduction. Gene Ontology annotation, cellular component: cytoplasm. The record is from RefSeq and is a predicted model, not a curated record. Lineage: Eukaryota; Metazoa; Chordata; Actinopteri; Clupeiformes; Clupeidae.